This is a messenger RNA of Mastomys coucha (southern multimammate mouse), 2642 nucleotides long. RefSeq names its product zinc finger protein 791-like. The record is from RefSeq and is a predicted model, not a curated record. The coding region runs from base 273 to 1859 and encodes 528 amino acids. The transcript has 5 exons. Lineage: Eukaryota; Metazoa; Chordata; Mammalia; Rodentia; Muridae. Gene Ontology annotation, biological process: regulation of DNA-templated transcription.
CAGAGGUUCAGGACAUUACCAUCAUGGUGGGAAGCAAGAAGCAGCUGCGGAAAGACGUCCGUCCGGGUCUCACCAGAACAAUCUAAACGCAGAAGUCCCGCUUUAGGGCCUCCACUACCAGGUCGAUCAAGAAAGAUGACUCCCUUAAGGCGGGAGUGGGCGUGGCCGUGUUAUGCACAUGCGCGGACGUCAGAUAAGUCUGUUCCGACUAGGUGACAGACAAGUGCGAUUUCUUGGAGACAAGGCAAAGCAUUGAUCCGCGAAGGCCUGCGAUGGAUUCAGUGACCUUUGAGGACGUGUGUGUGACUUUCACUCAGGAAGAGUGGGCCCUGCUAUGUCCUGCACAGAAGAAACUCUACGAAGAUGUGAUGUUGGAAACCAUGAGGAACCUGGCCUCUGUGGGGAGUGAAUUAGAAGACCAGGAUGUUACAAAUCAGUACAGAAUCCAAGAGGAAAAUGUAAGAAGUUAUGUCAUACAAAGAUUCUAUGAAAGUAAAAAAGUCAUUCAGCAUGGGGAAAGCUUCAGACAGACUCCAAACACUAGUGUGGCCAAGAUAACUUCUGGAAGAAAACCAUAUAAUUGUAGCGUGUGUGGAAAGGGCUUCAUGCUUUGUUCAUCCCUCACUAGGCAUGUCAGAUCUCACCCUGGCCAUGAACUUGAUGGGUUUAAGAGUGGAGAGAAGCGAUAUAAAUGUGAGGAAUGCGGGGCCACCUUCAGUUACCUCAAAUCCUUUCAGAGACAUGAAAGGACUCACGCCGGAGAAAGCCCCUACAGGUGUAAGCACUGCGGGAAGACCUUCAUCUACUACCAGCCCUUUCAAACACAUGAGCAGACACACAUCGGAGAGAAACUCUAUCAGUGUAAGCAUUGUGGUAAAGCGCUUAGUUCUCCUGGUUCUCUUCGUAUUCAUCAAAGAAUUCACACCGGGGAGAAGCCCUAUGUGUGCGAGAAGUGUGGCAAAGCCUUCAGUUGUCCCAGUUCCAUCCAAAUCCAUGAAAGAACCCACACCGGGGAGAAACCCUAUAAAUGUAAAGAAUGCGGGAAAGCCUUCAUAUCCCGCACAAGUGUUAAAACACACAUGGUGACACACAGUGGUGACGCACACAAGCCUCAUAAAUGCAAGGACUGCGGAAAGGCGUUCCUUCGGCCAUGUUUUCUUCGAGUGCAUGAGCGAAUUCACACUGGAGAGAAGCCAUAUGUUUGCAAACAAUGCGGUAAAGCUUUCAGAUGUUCCACUUCGAUUCAGAUUCAUAAAAGGACUCACACUGGAGAGAAGCCCUACAUGUGUAAGGAGUGCGGCAAAGCUUUCAGUGCCCACUCAGCGUUUCGAGUCCACAGGCGGGUGCACACUGGAGAGAAACCUUAUAAAUGCAGAGACUGUGGGAAAGCCUUCAUCUGUCUCACAUACUGUCGUGCACACGAGAGAAAACACACCGGAGAGAAAUCCUAUGAAUGUGAGCAGUGUGGAAAGGCCUUCGUUUCUUUGGAAAACUUUCGACGGCAUGUCAAAACUCACACUGAAGAUACACCUUAUAAAUGUAAGGAAUGUGGAAAAGCUUUCGUUUUCCUCAGCGCACUUCAAGCGCAUGAGAGGAUUCACACUGGAGAGAAGCCUUAUGAAUGUGAACAAUGUGGCAAAACCUUUAGAUGCUCAAGUUAUGUUCAGGUACACAGGAGAAUCCACACCGGUGAGAAGCCCUAUGAAUGUAAGGAGUGUGGGAAAACCUUCAUUUAUUCUACGAGCUUUCGAGGACACAUGAGAAUGCACACAGGAGAGAAACCUUACAAAUGUAAGGAGUGUGAGAAAGCCUUCAGGCUUGGCAGUUCCCUUAAAAGGCAUGAAAGAACUCACAGCUGAAAGAAAUGUUUAGUAUACACAUGCAUGGGAGAACUUUUUGCUUUGUCCACAUCCUUCAGUAAAUGUGAAAAUGCACAAUUGAGAGACAACAAAUGUGAGGGCUGGGGAAUGAAUGUUUUCAAUUUUAACAAACACUUUGUUGUGAAAUUAUCCAUUGUGGAGAAAUCUCAUGCUAUCAAUUAACUAAGUAAAUAAAUAAUACAGGAAACUAACUUCAGUGUAAUAGGAAACUCAUCAAAUGGGCCAGACAAUUCAAAAUGUGAGGAAACAUAAAAGCUAAAUAUGUUCAUCAGUGUUUGUUUCUGAUAUAUCUGCAUGCUGUAGCCCUGACUGGCCUGGAGUUCCCUAUGUAGACUAAACUGACCUCAAACUCAGAUGCACCUGUCUCUACCUCCCAAGUGACAUUAAAAGUGUGUACCACCAUGCCAAGUUGUGUGUGUGUGUGUGUCUAUUAGAAGAAAGAUCGUUUUUAUCUUACAGUUCCAGAAGAAUAACUGUCCAUUGGAGUAACUUUACUUGCCUGAUGUCUCUGUGGCUUCUGUCUGCUAACCUAGGCCUCAUCCUAGACGUUUCUAGCCUCUGUACACUCUAAUCUAGGCUUAGAAGGUUUUCAGCCUCUGAGACUUACUUGAAUAACUCACCUUUCAUUGUUUCUUUCUGAAUUCUGGCUGUAUGGUCAACUCAGCUGGUCUGGCUCAAAACUCUCCAUGCUGACUGACUCAGUCUGACUUCUCUCAGCUUCUCUAAACUGCUCUGCUUGGCCUCAAGCUAACUCUAGGUCUU